AGGGUUUGUUUCCUGCCUGGUGAACUGUGGUUCCGCUGCAACGCAAGGGGGCCAGAAAGGGAGCCAUGGCGUGGGUGCGCGGUGUAGUAUCCGCAGCCUGGCUGGCCGAGGCCAUCCGCACGGCCAAGGCGGGCACGCUGCGGGUGCUGGACUGUUCCUGGUACCUGCCGAGGGUGCCGCGCAACAGCAGGAAGGAGUUCGAGGAGCAGCACAUCCCGGGGGCCGCCUUCUUCGACCUCGACGAGUGCAGCGAUACCUCGUCGCCCUACGCGCACAUGAUGCCGCCGGCCGAGCAGUUCGGCCGGUACGUGGGUGCCCUGGGCAUCGCCAACCGCACCCACGUCGUGGUCUAUGACGCCAGCGACUGGGGGAUCUUCAGCUCGUCGCGGGUCUGGUGGAUGUUCCGGGUGUUCGGGCACAGCCGAGUGUCGGUGCUGGACGGGGGGCUGAAGCACUGGCGCCGCCAGGGUCUGCCGGUCACCGCCGAGAUACAGCAGCUGCCUCCCGCCUGCUUCCAGCCGCAGCCCCGAGCCUGGGUCAAGAGCUUCGAGCAGGUCCUGGACAACAUUGACAGCAGGGAGUUCCGGCUGGUGGACGCCAGACCCUCGGGCAGGUUCCAGGGCACCCAACCCGAACCCAGACCAGGUUUCGAACCUGGUCACAUCCCCGGCAGCAUCAAUAUCCCCUUCACUGACUUCUUGGACCCAGACACCCUAAGGAUCAAGAGUGAGAAAGAGCUGCGGAGCCUCUUUGAAGAACAUGGCGUUGACCUGUCCAAACCACUGGUGGGGACCUGUGGCACAGGGGUCAGUGCCUGCCACAUCGCCCUUGCUGCCCACCUCUGCGGGAAAGAGGACGUGAUGAUCUACGAUGGCGCCUGGGUGGAGUGGUUCACAAGAGCGGACCCGAGCUGCAUCAUCUCGGUGAAAAAUGAGAAAACUGAAUAGGCACCACUGAGGUCAACAGUUUGGAUUGUGUUGCUGCCCCUCUUGAGAUCUUUGAAAAAUUAGUGAGUCUCUUUUCAAUUUUUUUAACUAAUGCUAGGGCACCCUAUCUUCUGUUAGUUGGGAGGGAAUCUUUAAAACAAAGCUUGUAGGUUUGCAUUAAUGGGUCGAGCUGUGCCCCAUUAAUGGGGUAUCCCAAGUACUUGGCUGGUGUUCUUCAUGGUAGUGUGUAUGGCAACAGUAACAUCUUCCUCUUCACACUUGUGGAUUUAUCGAGUUGGUGAAUAAACUAAUAGGGGAAUGUGGGGGUGGGAAGGGUGGUUGGGUAGAGAAACGCUGAGGCGACGCCGCUCAAUGUGGUGUGAGGGGGACUAUUAACAAGAGGGGAAUCUGUAAACAAACAUCAUGCAGAACCAGCCUUAGCACUCAAAACCCUGGAGCCAGACCUGAACCCUUGAUUUCUGAUUCAUGUGAGAUUGUUACCAAUCAAACCAGCUGCAGCUAAGGGGCAUCACACAACGAAUUACUCCAAGAGACCAGCUCUGGUUUCUGAUUGACAACACAUGUCCUUGAUGAGUUUAGCAUCCCAGAAGAUGUAAUCGAAGUCUGAGUAUCGUUGAUCUUCCAAAUGAAAUUGCCACAUCAUCAGUCUUCCAAAUACAAUUGCCAAAAGCCCAGAGUUUUAACACAUGGGAUCUUGGGCAGUUUCUCAGCCACCAUCAAAAGCAAACACGACUGGGCCAGCACUUUAGGUUCGAUCCCUUCUCCGUCCUGUCACUAACAAGCUUUGCCAAGCAAGUGCUAGAACACUUCCCUUCAGCAAGGAAGAAAUGUUGGAUGUGGGAAGGAAGGAAUUAAAUUGAGAAUAAUGGAAAGGACAUUGGAAAGAAAAUGUGUGAUGAAUUCACUAUGAUAAAAACCCCCAUUGUCCCGAUUAAUUAAUUAAUCAACUUAACGAUUAAAAUAGCCUCUGAACUAAUUUACCAGAGGCUGAAUUUGGAAGCUGCCAAGGAUAUGCAACAAUAUCAUCCAACAUAAAGGACAAUUCACAAACUUAUAACCAUUCUCAGAGAGAGAUUUGAAUGUAUAAAAAGAUUAAAACUGUGGUAUUGUCUGAAGAGCUUAUGCCUUGGCUUGUUGAUAUUCUGCUUAUCCUUUGAAUAAAGGCAAGAAGGGAAACACAGACAAGUCUGCUUAUCAUUUUACUGAAUGAAUUUACUUCAUGUUGAAUAUUUUAGAGGAGAACAGCACCUGAGCAGUUGGAUCUGCUUCACAGGAACUCUGAGUGUUCCUAAGUUCUUGCAUUUCCUUCUACUACUAGGAAUUGUCCUAUGAGGAAAGAUCAAGUACACUGACUGGACUUCAAAAGAAUAAUAGGUGAUCUCAUCGAAGCAUGCAACAUUCUGAGAGAGGUUGACGAGGUGGAUGGUGAUAGGCGUUUUCCCCCAAGCAGAGAGUCUAGAGCCAGGGGGCAUGGUCCCAGGAUAAGGGUCAGAAAGUUUGGAUUGAGAGGAGGCGCAAUUUCCUUAGGAUUGUGUCUUUGAAAUCCUCCACUCCAAGAGAAUGUGGCUGCUUUAGUUGUGGAGUAAAUUCAAAAUCGAGCAAUAGAACUUAAGCAAUUGAUCAUAGAUUGAGCAAAAGACCUGAAGAGAAGAAAGCAGAUUGGGCAUCAGGCAUGAGUGUGGGCUUGAAGCAGAACAUUGUCCUGAUCACUGAACAAUGAAGCAGGCUUGAGGCGCUCUAGUGGCUAAUGUUGUUGCUUCUUCCUUCAUUCUUGUGUUACCUUGUGUGCAGAAGAGCCUCCUGCCUUAUGGAUGAACUGAAAUCGGAAACCCUUCUGGAUUCAGCUUAACUGGUAAAGUUGGUCUCUGUUGCAGAUCAAAUAGUAUUUCGGGUAACAGUUACUUGCAUUGAGCAAUUCUGCUUGUUGAAGUGAAACCUGAUUCCUUUGAAUAACUGGAGAUAAAAGAGACUGGAGCAAUGUACAAAAAGCUGGAGGAACUCAGCGGGUCAGGCAGCAUCAAUGGAGGGAAAUGGACAGUUGAUGUUUCAGGUCCUGAUGCAGGGUCUCGACCCGAAACGUUGACCAUUUCCCUCCAUUGAUGCUGCCUGACCCGCUGAGAUCCUCCAGCUUUUUGUGCGUUGCUCCUUUGAGUAACUGUUUGGUACUGUUAGCCACAGGCUGAUGUUGUCUCAGGCUGUUUGCCAAUUCUUGUAGACUUAGCAGAGUACCCCUGAUCUCAGUUUCUCACACUGGUCUAGUUGGAUACUUAACAAAUGCAUUGGAGAAGGAGAGGAAUUACUAUUUUAAAAUUAUAUAGAAUGUCUUUCCAGAAGAACCCUCUCAGCUUGAGGUUUUAAUGACAGCAGGACUGAACUAUGCUGCUAACCUGUGAGAAACUGGCCACAAUUCCUUAACAAGAAGUCAAGAGAUUUCCAUCAGUGAUCCCCUCCACGAAGUGUGGUGAUACAGUCUUCACAACUGGUAAUUUGAUGUGAAUUUCGGCUGCUUAUAUGUUCUUUCUGUAAAAAUAUUAAAAUGUUACUCCUUGAAUGAUGUAUAGCUGAGUUUUUAUGUGUCCUGAGUUAUAACUAACGCUGAACAACCUCUCUAGCUCUGUAAAACUAUUGGUAUUUGUGUUCAAUUGCCUUGAAUAAUUAAAUGAAAAUUAUCUAUUUUUUAA
Messenger RNA from Pristis pectinata (smalltooth sawfish), 3628 nucleotides. RefSeq names its product mercaptopyruvate sulfurtransferase (gene mpst). Bases 66 to 947 code for a protein of 293 amino acids. Gene Ontology annotation, molecular function: thiosulfate-cyanide sulfurtransferase activity. NCBI's taxonomy places the organism in Eukaryota, Metazoa, Chordata, Chondrichthyes, Rhinopristiformes, Pristidae. Gene Ontology annotation, cellular component: mitochondrion. The record is from RefSeq and is a predicted model, not a curated record. Gene Ontology annotation, biological process: transsulfuration. The transcript has 2 exons.